Messenger RNA from Didymodactylos carnosus, 573 nucleotides. The record is from the annotation of a GenBank genome assembly. NCBI's taxonomy places the organism in Eukaryota, Metazoa, Rotifera, Eurotatoria, Philodinida, Philodinidae.
AUGCAGAGUGUGCAGAAGGCGUUUGAAAAUCUAUGUAGUGUAAGAUCAAACCAAGUGAAAAGAAUGGGUCGAAUGAUGUCAAAAGUAAUGAAAAAAUUAUCGGCCGAUGGUCCAAAAAGAAUAUUAAUGCUUGGAUUAGAUAAUGCUGGAUUCAAUGUUGAAACAAUUUCACCUGCUCGGAACAUCACACUUACUGUCUGGGAUGUUGGCGGACAAGAUCAUCUGAGAACAUUAUGGCAUCAUUAUUUUGAUAAUGUUGAUGGACUUGUGUUUGUAGUCGAUUCUACGGAUAAAAAACGUUUACAUUUAGCUAAAGCGGAAUUAGAAGGAAUAUAUCAACAUGACUCAAUGAAAAAUGCCCCAUUAGUUGUCAUAUCGAAUAAACAAGAUCAUAGCGAAGCACUUGAAUCAUCUGAAAUUGCAGAAAAAUUAAAUUUAUUAUCUUGGCCAGAGAAUACCUAUUAUGUUGUUCCGGCUUGUGCGCUAACAGGCGAUGGUCUAACCGAAGCAUUUACAAUGUUAGCAAAAAUGAUUCGUAAGCAAAAAAAACAUAACUUUUUAUCCUCUAAUUAA